Labeo rohita (rohu) is the source of this 1690-nucleotide messenger RNA. RefSeq names its product leucine-rich repeat-containing protein 63 (gene lrrc63). The coding region runs from base 157 to 1674 and encodes 505 amino acids. Gene Ontology annotation, molecular function: protein binding. The record is from RefSeq and is a predicted model, not a curated record. The transcript has 10 exons. Lineage: Eukaryota; Metazoa; Chordata; Actinopteri; Cypriniformes; Cyprinidae.
GGUGGGAUUCAGGCGGGUUCUGAGUCUGGACGCUUUGAGAGGAGCUGCAGCGACUCUAUUCAAAUGUGAGAGGAAGGAAGUGACUGACAGCGGCCUACACAACACUCGAAACAGGAACACGCGCGCUCAUGUCUUUAUAAGUCACUGAUCAGAUCGAUGUCAUCAGAGCACAUGAAGCUGCUGAGGCGACCGCUGCCCCCUAUAAAGACAACACACUACAGGACGCCGCCUGCGCCCAAAUCUGCAGGCCAUGAUGAAGUGAGUGAGUUUGUCUGUAGUCCACAGACUCUUCACGAGGAUCAUGAUGAUGUUGUGUGUCGUGUCGCUCCCGUCAUCAGCGGUUUCUCCCAUCAUCCUCAGCGCGCCGCACCUGCGCCUCCGCAGCCUCGCCCUCCUGCGCUCUUCUGCCUCAAUGACUUCCUGCAGGUGAGCGGGUCGGGCCGCGGCUCAGAGGACGGGCUGAGGACGACGGUUCUGUCCCGCUGUAACUACAGGAAGCUGCUGCGUCUCUUCCUGUCGGAGCUGCACUGCGGAUGGCAGGAUGCAGUAGCCAAUCAGACGCUGAGCUGCGAGGGUUUGCCGCCGCCCACACGCAGGAUCCCUCGCAGACAGAUCAUAUGCGAGUUAGCAGCGAUGGUUCAGAUGGAAGCACGAGCACGAAACUCCUUCAGGAGUCAUUCUGGAGUUUGUCGACCGUCUGAAGAUCAAUCAGUGGAUCAACAAUGGAUGACAAUGGAGAGACGGAAGGAACGCACACAACAUGAGCCCUGCACAGCUCAUGAAGUUCUUCUGAACACCGUCACCAGCAAACACUUCCAGGAUUCCCGUCGCUCUCGAUCCCCGUUCCGCUGCGCAGGAGAGCGUGACGUCAUAAACGCAUCUGAGCUCGCUGUCCUCGACUGCGUCACACGAGGAGGAACCACACUCAGCUUCAAGGCUCAUUUCAUCUGUGAUCUUCCUGACGUGUCGUCUCUGUCUGAUCGUCUUCAGUAUCUGAACGUUUCCUUCAAUCACCUCACACGCGUUCCUCAAGAGGUGUGUGAUCUUCAUCAGCUGCGGGUGUUGAAGAUGAGGAAUAACCCCAUCGAGGAGCUUCCUGCUCAAAUCAGCAAACUCCACAAACUCCAGACGCUCGUCAUCUCCUUCUGCAAGAUCCCACAGCUGCCCGAUCAGCUGUAUUCUCUGGUGUGUCUGCAGCAUCUGGACGUGUCUUAUAAUCUCCUCAGAUCCCUCAGCAGUGCCGUCAAACAGCUCAGGUCUCUGAGGUGUCUGAAGAUCGAAGGGAAUGAGUUGGUGUCUCUCCCCGUGGGUCUGCUCCGUGUGCCUGUGUCAGAGCUCCGGAUGUCUGGGAAUUACACACACCCGUUACUGUGGAGCGAGAACAGCUGCAACUCUCCUCAGACGCUGCUGCACACGGCCGCACACACACUCACACACACACCGCAGCGCUACACGCAGCUGCCGCACGCCGCACACAUCCUACUGAACAGUGCGGGGGUGUGUGACGUCUGUACGGGUCCCAUGUUCGGCGCGGGUCUCAAGCUCAUCCGUCCCGUUCGCGGUGUGUUUGGGCUUCCGCUCGUCCCCGUCAUGUUCUUCUGCUGUUCUCCUGCGUGUCUCCACAGAUUCAGGAAUCAAACCAACAUCAUCAGUCAACAACCAGACACCGUUUGAUCAGACGACAGACACU